AUCCGUUAUUAAAUAUUGUCGAUACAAAUUUAGAAGAUCCAACGGAUAAAGAGGUUGCACAACAUAUUAUUAAACUUAUUUCAAAGGCUGAUAAGUUCUCUUGGGAGUUAAAAAAUAAAAAACCAUGGGUUGAUAAUAUUUCUAACAGAAGAGAUACAAUGCCACGAAUUGAUCGGUAUGCAUGUAAUGGAACUAUUCAAAUUAAUAUUGAACGUGCUUAUAAUUUGGCAGUGAACAAUUUACUAACAGUUCCUCAACUUUAUGAAAAUAUCAAAAAUGAAAAAAUUGAUGGAUUUUUACAUAUUACACGGCAUCAAAUUUAUUAUUGGUCUAAGAAAUUGGCUGUAAAAAAAUACAAGUUAGCAGACAAUCAAUUGGAAUCAGCUCGAUUAUACUUGGAAAAUAAUUCCAGUUUCAAGCUUCUUUAUCAAGAUCAAUACACGCUAGCAUUUGUAACUCCUUUAUUAUUUUUACUUCCAAAUAAGGUUACUAGAACAAUUGUUAUUGACGCUACAUUUG
Molecule: messenger RNA, 519 nt
Organism: Racocetra persica
Lineage: Eukaryota; Fungi; Glomeromycota; Glomeromycetes; Diversisporales; Gigasporaceae
Source: the annotation of a GenBank genome assembly